Grus americana (Whooping crane) is the source of this 7524-nucleotide messenger RNA. RefSeq names its product NACC family member 2 (gene NACC2). The record is from RefSeq and is a predicted model, not a curated record. The transcript is spliced from 6 exons. Gene Ontology annotation, biological process: regulation of transcription by RNA polymerase II. Bases 637 to 2373 code for a protein of 578 amino acids. Gene Ontology annotation, molecular function: protein binding; RNA polymerase II cis-regulatory region sequence-specific DNA binding; DNA-binding transcription factor activity, RNA polymerase II-specific. NCBI's taxonomy places the organism in Eukaryota, Metazoa, Chordata, Aves, Gruiformes, Gruidae.
CUCUGCAGACUGUUUGGAAUAGUUUAAAUGCUUUGACACUCUGGAUGUACUAGAUGGCAGGGGAGGCAGUUUACAGCGUAAUUCAUAUGCAAAACUGCACUAUAAAUUUAAAACCUGUCUCAGUUGCCGUGGCACCACUAAGCAUUUCAUCAGCAUACAGUACAGUAUUUCUGCCAUCUUUGUUUGCAUUGCAGUGACUCAUCAAAAGUCUGUCUUGUACCAACACUGAGAGCAUUCCUCUGGCACUGAUAUUUCUCUGUUUUUAAAGCUUCGGUUUGAAACUGGCAUUUACUUCAGGUCCCUAAUCAAAGGGCUCUAUUCAUUGCAGAGAGCAGCCUGAAUGUUAAUCUGCAUCCGGCCUAUUCAUUUAGAUGCUGCGCGCUGCCGGGGAGAUUUGACUUGGUAAAAGCUUGAGCUACAGCAGAUACAAACCCAGGGUUUGAUACUAUAUUUUUUUUUUUUUUCCUCCCCUGAGCGAUCAUCGUCGCUGCGUAUAGCGUGGCAGCCGGGGCGAUACGGAGGGACGCAGAGCCCCUCCGGUGAGCGGCCGCGCUGGGGACGGGCACUGCCGAAGAUGUGCCCUACUUUGGAUAUUCCUGCAUUGAAUGUCUGAGGAGCUCCAGCCGAUCCUGAGCCAUGUCGCAGAUGUUGCACAUAGAGAUUCCCAACUUUGGGAACACCGUUCUGGGCUGCCUGAACGAGCAGCGGCUGCUGGGGCUGUACUGCGAUGUCUCCAUCGUGGUGAAGGGCCAAGCCUUCAAGGCGCACCGGGCGGUCCUGGCCGCCAGCAGCCUCUACUUCCGAGACUUGUUCAGUGGGAACAGCAAAAACGCCUUUGAGCUGCCGGGUACCGUCCCCCCCGCUUGCUUCCAGCAGAUCCUCUCCUUCUGCUACACCGGGAAGCUGACCAUGGCGGCGAGCGAGCAGCUGGUGGUGAUGUACACGGCGGGCUUCCUGCAGAUCCAGCACAUCGUGGAGAAAGGGACGGACUUGAUGUUCAAGGUCAGCUCUCCCCACUGUGACUCUCAGACCACCAUGAUCGAAGACCCCAGCUCCGAGCCACAGAGCCCCUGCAACCAGCUGCAGUCGGCCUCGGCGCCCUACGUCAUGUCCCCCUCCAUGCCCAUCCCGCUCCUCACGCGUGUCAAACACGAGAACCUCGAGCUGCAGGCAGCUGCCCUGCCCGGCCUGCCCGGCAAGCGGCCCCUCGAGCCCGGCGCCCGGGAGGGGGCUGGCGGCGGCGGCCCCAACGCCGGUCCCCUGAAGCUCUCCCGCGUCUCCUACUACGGGAUGCCCAACCUGGCCACCCUCAUCCCCAACGUCCAGCAGGUCCAGUACUCGCAGGGGGAGCGGACGAGCCCCGGCGCCAGCAGCAUUCCCACCACCGACAGCCCCACCUCCUACCACAACGAGGAGGACGAGGAGGACGACGAGGCGUACGACACCAUGGUGGAGGAGCAGUACGGGCAGAUGUACAUCAAGUCCUCGGGAAGCUACUCUGUUGCUCAAGAGAAGCCGGAGCAGAUCCCACUGGAGAACCGCUCCUGUGUCCUCAUACGACGGGAUCUAGUUGCUCUCCCAGCCAGUCUUAUCAGUCAAAUUGGGUACCGUUGCCACCCAAAACUCUACUCAGAGGGAGAUCCUGGAGAAAAACUUGAGCUCGUUGCAGGCUCAGGUGUUUACAUCACCCGGGGGCAGCUGAUGAAUUGCCACUUAUGUGCUGGUGUCAAACACAAGGUCCUUCUGAGACGUCUUCUGGCCACCUUCUUUGAUCGGAACACGCUUGCCAACAGCUGCGGAACUGGAAUCCGGUCCUCCACGAGCGAUCCCAGCAGGAAGCCCCUGGACAGCAGGGUUCUUAAUGCAGUCAAAUUGUAUUGUCAGAAUUUUGCCCCGAGCUUUAAGGAAAGCGAGAUGAAUGUUAUAGCAGCCGAUAUGUGCACCAACGCCCGCCGGGUCCGCAAGCGCUGGCUGCCGAAGAUUAAGUCCAUGCUGCCGGAAGGGAUGGAGAUGUACCGCACGGUCAUGGGCUCCACCACAAACAGUGUCCCCCUGGAUCCUGAAUUCCAGCCCAACACUGCUCAGGUCUUUGAGCAGCGAAUCUAUGCAGAAAGGAGGAGCGAUUCGGGAACUAUAGUAGCCUUGAGAACUAACACAGUGAACGUAGAGCUGAGCAAUGGAUCCAACCAGUCCUUCGAACAGAACGAGGAUGCCGAAGGGGCUGGCUCUGUGAUACAGGAGGCAGCUGCCACAGAUGCUAUGGCAUCGGAUACCCAAAGCACUCCGCAACCUUUUGAACAAGGUUCGGGCUCCUCCAGCCGGCCCGAAACUCCCGUGAGAAGACAAGAUGGUACUUACGGAGGGACUUUAUAAAGAGAGCAAACGUUUCGUGACCUAUAAGGGAUCUGUAAUACUAAAGCUGCUUGCAUGCAUUACUAAUACAAAACAAAAAAUGUGAUCAAGCCACUUACCUACUGAACUGCUACUGUUGCCUGAAAAAAAUGUGAUUUUUAUUCUGCUUGUAUUUAAAAUUUAUGAAGGAAAUAAUCGCAUUCGUUAUACUGUAAACGACUAGGUCUGUGGCGACCUACUUAAAAAAAAAAAUAUUGGGCUCCUUUUUUGAUAUUCCUGAGGUUAGUCUAUAAGAUUGUAGCUUAUUCUUUUUUUUUUUCUUUUCUUUUUUUUUUUUUUAAUUUUAAGAAGGGGAGGAGAAAAGCUAGCCACCCCCCCCCCCCAACCACCACCACCCCCCAUCAUCACCACCCCAUCCAUUACUCAGCUCAGAAGUAAAGCCAUCGUUAACCUUGUCCUCUAAAGAAAGUUUUACCGUCACUUAACAGGAAAGCAAGGUGCGUUAGGGUGCAGGUGCUGUGACUGGCGACGUUUGUCUCUAGCAGGAGGGCUCGAGCCAAGUGGGACAGGGUGGGGGAAAUCAUUAAAGGCUUCUGGUGUCGGAGGGAGCCCCUUGCCGUGGGUGCUGCGGGGCUGGGUGCCGCGGUGCCCGGCCGCUGCCGGAGGCUGGCGGGGGCUCGGUGCCAUUGUCUCGGGGAUUUUUAUCCGGUUCCCCGGAGCAGGGAUGGUUCCGUGGGAGUUCAGGCUUGCACGUGUCGGGAGGACUGCGUGGGAUGCAGGUGGAGAACCUGGCUGGUGUCGUGGUUGUUGUCGGGUUUUUUUUCCCCAAAACGGCUGGGGUUUGGGUUUGGUUUCUCUCUCUCUCUCUCUCUCCCUCCGAGCGAUUCCUUUUCAUUCGCUUCUCCUUGCUCGCACCUUCACGUCACCCGCUUCUCGGGCGAAUGGGCUCGCGUCACCGCGCUGCACCCCGCUGCCUCGGGGCGUGCGGGAGGGCGAACCGAGUCUGAGGGCCACCUCCUGGGGGGGGAGUAGCCCCCCUCAGCUGCCCGCAAAGGGCUGCGGAGUUCUCGCUCCGAAGGGCAUGGAGCUGGGAGCUCUCAGUGUCGGCUCCUGGCAGCAUCCGCACCCGAGCCAGAGCGGGGCCGGCUGGGCUCUCCUGAUUUUAAUAAUUGGGAGUGUAUUGGAUGCAAAAAAGUUUAAGGAAAAAAUAAAUCCGCUUUGUGCCCUUCUGUAAAGAGGUUUUGGGGAGAAGGAAGCGUUUCGCCUCUUGCUAACGCUCCGGACAGGCCCUUCUGGUGAAAAGCCCAGUGUGAGUUACUUCCUGGGGGUUUUCUGUUGAAAGCUGACGUCCCCGGGCUGUGUUGGCUUUGGUGGCCCCGGCUGGGUGGUGCAGGAUGGGACCCGCAGGUGCCCCUGGAGCCUGGCCAGGCAGCGGGUACAAGCUCAGCCCCCGCACGCCGCCUCCUGCCUGCGUCGGCUCUGCCCGUAGAAACCCCCCAAAGUGACCCCAAUCCUUCGUGCAGACCCGGCUCCCGCAGGGUGCAGUCGCUGCCCGUCCCCGGUCGCCGCAGCAUCGCCCAGGGUGCUGCCAGGCUGGGUGCGGGCAGGGGGAUGCCAGGCGCCCGCGGGGGUGCUGAGGCCGGGGUGCCCCCAAGGGAUGGGGGCAGUGACGUGAAAGCCAAGUAUGGCUCUUUUUCUUUUCUUUUUUAAUUAUUAUUUUUACUGUGACUAAACAGCCUGCUUUAAUGCUAUUUGCAGCUUGUUCUUUAACGAGUUUGGGACUAUGAACAGGGGCGAGGUGCACCGAGGGGCCCUUCGGUGGCCGUGCUCUUCUUUUCUUUCCUGCUUUGGUUCCUCAAUCCAGACGGCGCUUUGCUCAGGGUUUUCUUCCUUCUUUGUAUUUCCAUUGGGAAAGGGGGAGGGGGCAGAGGAUAACCCAACUUUUGGCCAUUUGUUUUGUUUUCUUCGAUACUUGAAGCAGUUUUUUGCAUCGUAAUAACAAAGCUGUCCGGAGCUUCGCCUGUUCCACUGCUCCUUGCCCCGAGGAAAAAAAAAAAAAAAAAAUCACUGACGGCGUGGUUUCUGCCCCACGUCUCGCACAGCGCGCUGGGUUUUUGGCACGGCUUGGGAGGACCGCGAUGCCCCGGCCUGGGUGCCGUGCCGCAGCGGAUUGGGGGGGCGGCCGGUGCGGUGAGCCCGGUUUUGGGGAGCAGGGACGAGCGCGGCCGGGGGCUCUAUUUGCACUUUACCCACGUCGGCAAACGAAACUCGCACUCUUGCCGAAGCCCGGAGCUCGUCCCCUGCCCGGCGGCACCGUGGGAGGAGGACAAAGCUGAGCGGGGGGACCAGAGGGCUGAGUUUGGGGUGAGCCGCUUCCCCAGCCAGCCGCCCCCGAGGAGAGCGAGCGCCCCAGCUCCCUUGGCCCUGGGGGUGUCCCCGUCCCCCCGGGAGCGGCUGCUGGGGGACCAGCUCCGGGGCAGCUCGGCCGGGCUGGCGGCGCUCGGAGGGGGGGGGUGGUCAGGUUUGGCCGAGGACAACACCCCCCCCCCCCGAUCCCUCUUCACCUCCCCAAAAGUUUGGGUUUGCCAAAAGUUUGAGGCAAGCCGGGAGAGCGGGUCCGGGCGCUGGAGAUCAGAAGUCGUCCCUUGUGCGUGUGUCUGUGCGCGGAUGCGUGGGUGUGCCUGUGCACAUAUAUAUCUAUAUAUCUAUACAUGUUCUAAGGAUACUGCGAAGGAUUCCUCCUCCUUUUUGGCACUUGCUGGGGUUUGGCGAGCAGGCCGAGCCCUCCAGCCGGGGUUCGCACUUGGCUGUAGGUAUUAAUUAGGUAUUAAUUCUGGACCAAACCCGCGCCCAGAGAGACGGCCCUGGCCGGGGGGGCCACCCCGGGGGGCAGCAGCAGAAGUACUUGAAUGGCUUAGGACAGAGAGUCUGAAGAGAGUCAAGUUGCACAGUGAAAAUAUAUAUUUUUAUACCUAGCACAACUUCCUGUAUAUUUUUGGGGUUUUUUCCUUUCUUUUUUUUUUCUUUCCUUUUUUUUUUUUUUGUUUGAUUUGGGUUUGUUUGUUUUAUUAAUUAUUAUUAUUAGGAAGGCAAACUUCUAAAAUGUGAAGGGUGAUGGGUUUUUCCUUAUCUGGUAGAUGAGGGCAAGCAUUUUGCACUAAUGUUUCCUGUGUGUGGAGGAUUAAUGAUAUGUUUGAAAAUGUUAUAUGGUAAUGAUUGUAUUCUUCUGAAAACAAAAAAAAAAACCAAAAAAAAACCACAAAAAAAAAGCAACCCCUUUAAAAUACUGAAUGUAAGGUGGGAACAGAGCAGUCCAUCGAUUGUAUGCGGCUUUCCUGAGUGCCUUAGAAUUUUUUGAUCAUUUUUUUCCAAGGAAAACAGACUAAGAAGAUCAGAUCAUAACCGACUCCUUCCUCCUCUUUGUUUACGACACUAUUUUAAAUUAUAGAAUUUGGGGCUGCUUUAUAAUGUGAAUAGGAAACUGCAUUCAUCUAGGUCUGAUAGUGUAAAAUCAAAGCAUCAGUAUUUAUGGUAUGUCUGCACCUUUAUUCUUAUGCUUGACUAUUAGCAAUAUUACAUGUAUAUUAUAUAUCUAAAGUUAUACCAAGCACCUUUAAAGAAAACGGAGUGUAAGCAUACAAGUUACCUGCAGCUGCCAUAUAGUGUAGAAGCCAGCCCCUCUCCUCCUCGUUAGCGCCAAUUAACACCAUCCCCAGAGCUGCUGCUUUGCGGAAGGGCUGCAUGACCUUCUGCCGCACCGCGGUCCCACCGCUCGGCGUCCCGCGGGUCCAGCUUUGGCCGGGGGUCACGGUGACCCCCCCGGUGUCCCAACGGGCCCGUGACCCUUCCACGCUGGUCGCGGCGACGCCGGCGCAGGCUCGGCAGGAGGGACGGGGACGGUGUUGCCGCGUUGCCGGCAGAAGAUGGGGAGCGGGUCCUUUUUGCCAUCUUGAUGGUUUAAUUCUUUAACUGUGGUUUCACCCUAGAAAUCCCCCCCAGGGGUGCCGGGGAGCCCGGUCGCGGGUGGCAGGCACCGGGGUUCCCCUCCUCCGGCCCAGGGAGGGGUUCAACCCGACCCAGCCCCCCCAAAACUGGAAUCGCCCAUGGCUUAACCGGCGUUGGAGGGGAGCGGAGCAUCCUGGCCGCGGUGCUGUGCAGGGGGCUGCCGCCUCCCCUCAGCCCCUCGCCCCCGGGGUUUUGCUGAGAUCGCUUGGUUUUCUGGAAAUCGCGAGUGGGGAGGGGGCGUACGCCCCGAUAAUGGGGAGGGGGGCACGACCCAGAGGAGCCCCGGCAGUGAACCCCCGCCGCCACGUUGCCGGCCCGCGGCCAUCUCGGGCGUCAACUGCCCUUCCGAGCGUUCCCGCCGGCCGCACCGGCCGUGCCGGCAACCAGCGAGCCCCGAGCGUGCUGCCUGGCACCGGGAGCCGGCGGGGUGGGAGGGAAGGGAACGGGGGGACCCCCCCCUACCCCCCUCGGCCCCGCUCCCCAGGGGUGGGGGGCUGACGUCUAACGCACUCACAUUGGAAACCCCUCAACGCCUCCGAUGAGUUUCUUCCACUGUUAAGCGUUUUGCACACAAAAUUGUGAUUUUUAUGUCAAGGUAAAAGCCAAAACUUGCAAUACUAUUUUUAGCAGACAAAAAUAAAUAAAUAAAUAAUAAAUAAAUAAAACAACUGAGUAUAAAUGUAUAAAUAUUUUUGACUUGAACAUUUGGAUGGCACUUGAUUCAAAUAGAACAUUAAUCCUUUGGACAGAAUGUUUGGGAAAAAAGGACUUAAAGUACAAGGUUGUUUUUAAAGCGUCUUCAUAGGGUAUUAAGUAGUACUGUAAUUCAUGACUGUUAAAAAUACUUUCUGUGCUGUAAGGAAAUCUCACAGUACCACUGAAUUAUGUUCCUCAACUGUCUCAGCCACGAACGAUGCUAGCUUCUUUUUUUUUUUUUUUUAUCGUGCAUUAUUCACUAGUAUUUAUGUGCUCUUACUCUGUAUAGUUAAGACUGUUAUUUUGUAGCCAUGGCUGACAUGAUAUAUCAGUAACUAAAAAAAAAAAAAAAAAGAGAGAGAAAAGAUUAAGACCCCCCCGAGUUGGAACUGUGCUCAUAGCUGUUUUCAUAUGAUGAAAAAUCCAUUUAAAAAAAAAAAAAACAAACCUCAAUGUGAUCAUUAAUUGUAA